Molecule: messenger RNA, 423 nt
Organism: Quercus robur (English oak)
Lineage: Eukaryota; Viridiplantae; Streptophyta; Magnoliopsida; Fagales; Fagaceae
Exons: 2
Coding region: 1-423 (140 amino acids)
Molecular function (GO): nucleic acid binding
Source: RefSeq, a predicted model, not a curated record
AUGGCUUUGGUAAGAGAAGAGGAUGGGUUUACUUUACAAGCCGAGCAUUUUGAGGAGCAGAAGAAAGGAAUCAAGAACCACUACUCGUCGCCCGCCCACCCACAAGCCAAUGGACAGAUUAAAGUUAUGAACCGAUCUUUGCUCAAGAUCAUUAAGACUCCGCUCGAGGGGACAAAAAGCAUAUGGCCGGACAAACUACCAAGUGUUUUAUGGGCAUACCAGAUAACAGCAAGGACACCUACGGAGGAGACAUCAUUUCGAAUAGCAUACAAAAGCGAGGCAAUCAUCCCAAUAGAAGUAGGGUUCACAAGCUACCGAGUGGAGAACUAUGACGAGAACAAAAAUGAUGAAGCUAUACGCUUGCAACUUGACCUGGUGGAUAAGGUCCGGGCAAUAGCUGAGCAAAGGUUGGUACAAUACUAG